Molecule: messenger RNA, 1763 nt
Organism: Suncus etruscus (white-toothed pygmy shrew)
Lineage: Eukaryota; Metazoa; Chordata; Mammalia; Eulipotyphla; Soricidae
Gene: CKAP4
Product: cytoskeleton associated protein 4
Exons: 2
Coding region: 1-1746 (581 amino acids)
Cellular component (GO): rough endoplasmic reticulum
Source: RefSeq, a predicted model, not a curated record
AUGCCCUCGGUGAAGCCCAGGGGCGCCAAGGGCGGCCACGGAGCCGCGAGCCCCUCGGACAAGGGCUCCUCCCAACCGUCGGGCGGCGCGGGUGACGUGGCCAAGAAGACACCGCCGCCCGCGCAGUCCCUGCAGCAGCCGCCGCCGCUCCGGACGCACGAGCAGCCGAUGCCGCCGCCGCCGCAGCAACAGGCGCACGGCAAGGGCGGCCACCGUGGCAAGGCGGCCGCCAACGCCGCCUCGUCCUCCGAGCCCUGCUCGCGCUGGCGCGGCCACUCGGCCGAGUCUUUCCUCUUCUACCUCGCGCUGGUCGUGGCCACCGGCCUCUCGGGCUGGUAUGCCCGCCGAUUCCUAGACGAGGUGCAGCAGGUCCGGCGCAGCCACCAGGACUUGAACCAGCAGAACGAUGUGUUGGUCCAGGGCUUGCAAGACGUCGAGCAGAAGGUGCAUUCCCUGCAGACCAUACUUGGGGCCUUUGAGUCUACCCUGAGGAGCUCGCAACAUAAGCAGGAUCUAACAGAGAAGGCGGUGAAGCAAGGGGAGGGCGAGAUCAACCGCAUCAGCGAGGUGCUGCAGAAGCUGCAGAAUGAGAUUCUCAAGGACCUCUCGGACGGGAUCCAUGUGGUGAAGGACACGCAUGAACAGGACUUCAUGUCUCUGGAGAAGACAGUAGAGGAGCGGCUGACAGAGCUCACUAAUUCCAUUAACGACAACAUCGCCCUCUUCACUGAUGUGCAGAAGAGCAGCCAGAAGGAGAUCAACGAGGUGAAGGCUAAGGUUGCCAGGCUGGGGGUGCUUGAGGGAACUCCACGGGAGUUGCAGGGACUGCAGGAGGCUGUGCAGGUUCUGCAGGCAGCCGGAAAGCCCCAGGAUGGGGAGCUGAAAGCCCUGCAGCAUACCCUGAGCACACUGGAGGCUGAAGUGAACUCUCAGGUCAAGGAGCUGGUGAACCUGAAGCAGGAACAGAAGGGGUUUGGGGAGGAAGCCGAGGUACAGCGUCUGGCCCUGAGCACUCUGGAGGAGAAGUUGGCCGAGGCCAAGCAAGCCAGUGUCCACUUCUCUGCCCAACUCCAGAGGUUGGAGGAGGAGCUGCACAAGCUGCGGGCGGAUGUCAAGGAGCCCCCGAGCCUGGACGCCUGGGAAGCUCUGCAGAAGGAGAGUCGGGAGUUGGACUCGAGGCUCCAGAGCAUGGAAAGUGGAGUGCAGGUCGCUCAGGCAGUGGCUGCCCGGCAGGCCCAAACCCUGGAAACCCUUUUGUCCAACAGUGAGGAGCAGGAGCAGCGUUUGGCUGACCUGCAGAAGCACCUGGAAAACCUGGAUUCCUCCUCAGAUGCAGAGGUAGAGGCAGGCGGUCUGGCCAACACCGUGCAGAACCUGGGGGAGGCCCAGGUAGCCCUCUACAGUGACGUGGAGGAAAUGAAGAAAAGCAUGGGCGAGCUCCCCAGUAUUGUGGGCACCCUGCAGAGGGUGCAGGAGCAAGUGCACACACUACUCCAAACAGACCCCGCACCCCCUCAGGACCUCCUGGACCGCUUGGCAUCUCUGGACAGCCUCAAAGCCACCAUCAGCCAAGUGGAAUCAGACUUGAAAAUGCUCAAUACUGAUGUGGACAGCCUGGUGCAAUACUCGGAGAAGAUUGAGAUCAAUGAGAACAAACUGGAUUCUGUCAAGGACUUAGUUGAAAACCUGAGGAAUGACCUGGAUAGGUUAUUUCUCAGGGUUGAAAAGAUCCAUGAAAAUGUCUGAUGGGAGGCAGGGCACGG